Molecule: messenger RNA, 1986 nt
Organism: Octodon degus (degu)
Lineage: Eukaryota; Metazoa; Chordata; Mammalia; Rodentia; Octodontidae
Gene: Lmcd1
Product: LIM and cysteine rich domains 1
Exons: 7
Coding region: 303-1517 (404 amino acids)
Molecular function (GO): zinc ion binding
Source: RefSeq, a predicted model, not a curated record
UGUCGGGGCGGGCGGGGCCGAGCGGCUCUAAAGUUAAGGAAGGUCUCCACCCCGCGGAGACACCCGGAGGCGGGGCGCGGCCUCGCGCUGCCAUUGGCUGCCCACGCGCUAGCGCCCUCGCCGAUUGGCUAGCGCGGUUUUAGAGGGAGCCCGGCUCUCCAAUUAAAGCCGCACGGAGAGCCUGGCUGCGCUCAGAGCUCCCCGCGGAGCGCGCGAACUUGUCCAUUCAGCCUCCGGCAGCCCUGCAGCGCGCCCUCGCGCCUCAGCUGGACUAGCCAGGCAUCGGUUCUCCGCAGAGGAAGAUGGCAAAGGUGGCGAAGGACCUCAACCCACGCGUGCAAAAGAUGUCCCUGGGCCAGCAGCAGUCAGCAAGAAGUGUGGCUUGCUUGAGAUGCAAGGGAACCUGUUCAGGCUUCGAGCCACAUUCAUGGAGGAAAAUAUGCAAGUCAUGCAAAUGCAGCCAGGAAGACCACUGCCUAACCUCUGACCUUGAAGAUGAUCGGAAAAUUGGCCGCUUGCUGAUGGAUUCCAAGUAUUCUACCCUCACUGCCCGGGUGAAAGGUGGGGAUGGCAUCCGCAUUUACAAGAGGAACCGAAUGAUCAUGACAAACCCCAUUGCCACCGGGAAAGACCCCACCUUUGAUACCAUCACCUAUGAGUGGGCCCCCCCUGGAGUCACCCAGAAACUGGUGCCGAUCCACACAGAUGCUCAGGGCUGGCACAGAGCUAUGACUGUGAAGAUCAUUAAGUGGCUGGCUGGCUGGACUGCUGCUCCAGGAGCUCUAACUCAGUGUUUAUAUAAAAAGGGCCUGCAGUACAUGGAGCUCAUCCCCAAGGAGCGGCAGCCAGUGACUGGAACCGAGGGAGCCUACUACCGCCGCCACCAGCUCAUGCACCAGCUCCCCAUCUACGACCAGGACCCCUCCCGCUGCCGUGGACUCUUGGAGAAUGAGCUGAAAGCGAUGGAAGAAUUUGUCAAGCAAUAUAAGAGCGAGGCCCUGGGAGUGGGCGAAGUGGCCCUGCCAGGACAGGGUGGCUUGCCCAAGGAGGAGGGGAAGAACCAGGACAAGCCAGAGGGUGCAGCGACCACAGCACCCACCACCAAUGGCAGCCUCGGUGACCCAGCCAAGGAAGUGGAAUACGUCUGUGAGCUGUGCAAAAGUGUGGCCCCCAGCGACAGCCCCGUGGUCUAUGCAGACAGGGCUGGCUACAGCAAGCAGUGGCACCCGGCCUGCUUUGUGUGUGCACGGUGCUCCGAGCCGCUGGUGGAUCUCAUCUACUUCUGGAAGGAUGGUGCGCCCUGGUGUGGCCGCCACUACUGCGAGAGCCUGCGGCCCCGGUGCUCUGGCUGCGAUGAGAUCAUAUUCUCAGAGGACUACCAGCGUGUGGAAGACCUGGCCUGGCACCGGAAGCACUUUGUCUGUGAAGGUUGUGAGCAGUUGCUGAGCGGCCGGGCCUACAUUGUCAGCAAGGGUCAGCUUCUGUGUCCCACUUGCAGCAAGACUAAGCACUCCUGAGUGACUCCCACUGCAGGGUCCACCAGACACCACCAAGAAGCUGCGGCCAUCCCAAGGAGUGGAUGCCACCACCAGCAAGAAACAUCACAUGUUUUUUCCAGUGGGAAUGUAUAUAUUCUAGGUUGAGUGGUGGUAGAUCUUUGAGGGUUGAUAGUUGUAAAACAAGAAAUGUUCCAAGAAGUCUUAGGAUGAAUUUCUUUUUUUGCUGUUUUUUCCUAACUACAACCAACUCAAGACACAAACAGCAUCCUGCCAGGAAGCAGUAGGGAGAAUUCCCCAGAAUACAAUCCUGAGUGACCAGUCUCAUAGCCAUAGGAUGUGCGAGCUUUGUUGUAGAUAUGGGAACUUUCCAGGAACAGGCUUGGACCCCAACUGUCACUUGUUGCCUCUUUUUCUCAAGUGGAAAUUAAAUUUUAAAUAAACAGCUUUUUGGCAUGGAAAAUUAUCAAUAAAAGUUUUCUGAAUUUCA